AUGAGGCUCAUUGUAUAGCAAUAUUAUGGUUUUGGCUAGAAGAAAACGUUUAAGAUAGAAAUCAAUGAUGAUGAGACCUCAGAUUAACUGAUUACAGUAAUCUCAUCCAAAGUGGGACGUUAAGUAUAGGAUUUAGUAAUAAAGUGCAAAAGGGAUUAAUAUUCUAUAAAAAUAAUAGAGGGUUGGCCCAUAGAAUUUUAUGAAUUGCAAGAAAACCAGAAUAUUUUUGUUGAAGUCAGGGAAAAUGAGUUGGAUACAAAAUAAAAAGAAUAGAAGAGACAGACUGAAAAAUACCUGAAUAAAUUAUUCAUAAACUAAAGAGAAAAGCCUUAAAAAUUAUCAGCAGUAUCAGAAACAAGCGAAAAUUCAGAUGACGAGGCUAAUUCAUCUUCUAAGUAGAAAUCAUCAAAUACCAAUGUUGAUCCAAUAUAAUCUGAUUUAGAUGAUAAAAUAUUUCAAACAGUAAAAAGUGGAAAUUUAGAUAUGUUAAAAUAACUUUGUUAAAAAAUAAACACUUCGUAAUUAAAUCAAGCAGCAUUUGGUGGAUGGAAUCCAAUUCAUUUUGCAACUUUUUUAGAGUAUAAAUUAAUUGUAGAAUUUUUAAUUUCUAAAGAAAUUGACAUAAACAAAGUUACAGAUGAAGGAUGGACUCCAUUAUAGAUAGCAGUGCAUCGUCAUAAUGUUGAGAUUGUGAAGGUAAUACUGAAUCAUCCUUAAGUUGAUGUGAAUUUUAUAACAGACAAGGGAAUUGCAAUAAGUUUGGCAUGCAAAUCGAAUCAAAUAAAAAUCAUCGAACUGUUAAUUUAAAGAAAUGCUGAUUUGAGAUUAUAAGACAAAACAGAGAGAACAGCCUAUGAUUAUUGUAAUCAGGCUACCAAGAUAGCGAUUGAAUAAAUGAAGAAAAGUAAUCAAAUGAAAGAUCAAUUAAAAAAUGCGGAUGAUUUUAUUCCUCCUCGGCCACCAGUUGCCAAAGGGUUCAUCUAUAAAACAGGUUAAAUGUUGGUCACCUUAAAUGAGAGGUUUUUUGUAUUAAAUCCAGAUGAGGGAACUUUCAUAAGGUUUAAGAAUAUAUAAGAUUACCCUCUAAAACCAUUAGAAAUCAUUCCUCUUAGAAGUGUUAGGAGUGUGCAAAUGGCUCAGAAAGGUUUAAUUUCGAAAUCAGGAUAUCACUAUUUCGAAUUGCUAUAUUCCGCUAGAAUUUUAUUAGCUUGUAAACAUGAUCACAUAGCAAAGAAAUGGGUAGAAUAUAUCUAUAAGGCGACUGUAUAUCACCAAUAUAUAGAGGAAAAAAUAAAAGAUGGAACCCUCGAUCCAAAUUUAAUCGAUAAAAACGCUGAGGUUUUUAUUGAAGACUCAAAUACAAAGGCUCCUUCUUCUGAUCCUCCUCCAAAACAGUUAUCACCAGAACAAUCUAUCUCCUUACCUAGAGAUGAAGCAUCUAUAAUUUAAAAUCGUCUAUCAAAUCCAGAACCUGCUAUUAGAUACAGCCAAAGUCCUCCUAGGAAUUCAGAUAUUGAAUAAGCAAAGCCAAUUUCUCAAUCUUUACCAUAACCAUAAUCAUCAAUUAUGGAGAGUUAAAAUGAAUUACUUAAAGAUAGCAAAGUGAAUUUCGAUUCAUUUGAGGUCAUCAAAGAGUUGGGAUCAGGAGCAUUUGGAAAAGUGUUUUUAGUUAAACAUAAAGCAGAUGGUGAUGUAUUUGCUAUGAAAGCACUUAAGAAAAAGACAUUAAUCUUAAAAAAGUAAAUCAAGUAUGCUAUUACUGAAGCCAAUGUAUUAAAGAUGUGUCAACAUCCAUUUAUUCUAAAAUUACAUUUUGCAUUCUAAACUCCAAAUUACUUAUACUUGGUUUUAGAUUAUUGUCAAGGAGGUGAUCUAUCCUAUCACAUAGCUAAUUAAGGGAAAUUCUCAGAAGAAGCCACUAGAUUCUAUGCUGCAGAAAUCCUCUUGGCUAUUGAAUAUCUACACACUAAAGAUAUAAUCUACAGAGACAUGAAACCAGAAAAUAUAUUAUUGGACAUCCAAGGACAUGUCAAAUUAGCAGAUUUUGGAUUAUCAAAAGAAGGAGUUACUGAUCAAGAUAAAGCAAAGAGUUUUUGUGGGUCUCCUGCAUACUUAUCACCUGAUAUUCUAAGUCAAAAAGGUGCAGGUAAGCCUAGUGAUAUCUAUGGAAUUGGAUGUGUGAUGUAUGAAAUGAUGACUGGAGAAUCUCCAUAUUAUAAUGAUGAUAUACAACAGAUGUAUAAAAACAUACAAAGUGGUACCUUGAAAUGGCCAAAGAAAAUGUCAAUCGAAGCCAAAAACUUACUUACUAAAAUGUUAGAGAGAGAUCCAAAUAAGAGAAUAGGAACAAAGUCAAAGGAUGAAAUCAAACAGGAUCCCUUUUUCAAAGGAAUCGACUGGGAUAAAGUGUAUAAAAGACAAUAUAAACCUCCAAUCACAGACUUCUCUGAUAUGCAAGAUGAUGAUGAUUAAUAAGAUUUUGAACCAGAUGAAUUAGGUUAUUAUGGAAAAGCUAUCUUUUAGGAUUAGGAUUACGAAUAAGAAAAUAAUAAGACAAAUAGAGUCAAAAACUUUAGUUUUGCCACUAACUCAUCAUGA
This is a messenger RNA of Paramecium tetraurelia, 2598 nucleotides long. RefSeq lists its product as uncharacterized. Gene Ontology annotation, molecular function: protein binding; protein serine/threonine kinase activity; ATP binding. The transcript is spliced from 7 exons. The record is from RefSeq and is a predicted model, not a curated record. Gene Ontology annotation, biological process: protein phosphorylation. NCBI's taxonomy places the organism in Eukaryota, Ciliophora, Oligohymenophorea, Peniculida, Parameciidae.